GAAAAGAAAAGAAAAGAAAAGGGCUCGAUUUGUUGCUCUCACUCCGCUUUCUUCUUCAACCAAGACACAGAUCUCGUCGACGAUUGCGAAAACUCUUCUCAGAUCUCGUCGAAGAAGAAGAAGAAGAAGAGAGAGAGAGAGAGGAUGUUGCCGACGGUGUCGAAAGGGCGCACGUCCUCUAACGUGCGCCCCGCUCCGGUCGUCGCUCAAUAUCUCCGCAGAAUUGUCAAGUGGCAACAAAUGGAUAUUGAGUAUACUUUCUGGCAGAUGCUUCAUCUUUGUACCUCGCCGAAAGUUGUCUAUCAACACACAAAAUAUCAUAAGCAAACAAAAAAUCAAUGGGCACGAGAUGACCCUGCUUUUGUUGUGAUCUUCUGUUUAUUUUUGAUAGUUGCCACUUCAGCUUACUGUGUUGCGUAUGGUCAGAGUUUGGCACAUGCUGUCUUCACAGUUAUUUCAGUUGUUGUCUUUCACUUCUUAUUAGCUGGAUCACUUGUAGCCACAUUUUGUUGGUUCCUGGCAAACGCUUAUCUGCGUGAGGAGGCUCCAAACAGCCAUGUAGUCGAGCAACGUGUUGAAUGGUUGUAUGCAUUUGACGUGCACUGCAACUCUUUCUUCCCAUCAUUUAUUUUGCUUUAUGUGAUUCAGUACUUUGUGUCACCCAUCUUAGCAGCUCAUGGUUUCUUUCCUGUUCUGUUGUCAAAUUUGCUCUUCAUGGUGGCCAUUUCUUACUACCACUAUCUAAACUUUCUCGGUUAUGAUGUACUUCCAUUCUUGGACAAGACGACAUUCUUCUUAUACCCAAUUGGCCUUGUCAUCAUCCUAUCUCCUCUAAUGAUUCUAACUGGUUUCAACCCUACAAGAUAUUUCUUGAGCUUAUACUUCAGUUAGCCAUGAUUCGAACUCAAGCAGAGAGAAGAAGCCAUCCAGAGAUGGAGUCACUGCUGAUGCUGAUUCAUACAGAAAUUCAUGCGAAAAGGAGGAAGACUCCCCUUUUGAUUAUAAAUCAAGAAAGCAGAUAGAGAUCCAUAAGAAAGGAUGUUUUCUUUUCUUUUCUUUUCUUUUUUUUUUCUUUUUUGCCAUUUUUCUUGAGUGUGACUAGGCAACAUAUGGACUCUGUAAAGCUAAAGUUUAGUUUGAACAAACUUUGAGGAGUUUGGUGCUGGCUAAAGUAUUCUAACAGUGGUAGUGCGACUUAGGCAUCUAAUUUCACUGGUAUCUUGAAUUUUUGCAUGUGUUUGAUCA
Molecule: messenger RNA, 1245 nt
Organism: Asparagus officinalis (garden asparagus)
Lineage: Eukaryota; Viridiplantae; Streptophyta; Magnoliopsida; Asparagales; Asparagaceae
Product: protein unc-50 homolog
Exons: 10
Coding region: 145-891 (248 amino acids)
Cellular component (GO): Golgi membrane
Source: RefSeq, a predicted model, not a curated record